GGGCUCUGUAUCUCUUGACCUGCUGUUGUUGGUCUUCCUCUACUCUUCAUCUCCACCGAGUGCUGCCUUCCUAUCAUCUCAGUCGUCUUCUCCGUUGCGCUCGCCCCUGCGAACUCACUGCCACCUGUGGACAUUUGGGGGUGCCAGUUUCCAGUCAUUAUUCAGAGUAGGAUGCAUCGAAUCCACUGACGCGGCUAGCGGCCUGAUCGAGUGAAGCAACCUCCACCGAGACAGACCGCCGCCACCGCGUGCUGUCCCCUCCAUAUCCUGAUCUGGUGCGCAGCCGCCGCUUCGGCUUCGUUGUCCCGACAAUCAUCCGUCGAAGACGCCGCCGCCGUGCUCUGUUGUGCCGUGAAGCAUCAAGCUCCACACGUUCAUCGAUUUUGCAGGUUUACUGCUGAUUGAUCUAAAAGCAAUCAACCUCUACGCAUCAACCAAGAAAGCUGCUCAUGGCGAUGGGGGUGGUGACUGGUGCCAUGGGAAAGCUGCUCCCCAAGCUUGGUGAGCUGCUCAUGGAGGAGUACAACCUGCACAAGCGCGUCAAGAAAGACAUCGAGUUCCUCCAAAAGGAGCUUGACAGCAUGCAUGCUGCCCUCAUCAAGGUUGGUCAUGUGCCACGGGAACAGCUCGACACACAGGUCAAGCUCUGGGCCGACGAGGUCAGAGACCUCUCCUUCGACAUGGAGGAUGUCGUCGACAAGUUCCUCGUCCGAGUCGAUGGAAUUGAGCCCCAUGACAACACGAACAGAUUCAAGGGGCUCAUGAAGAAGAUGAUCGGCUUGUUCAAGAAAGGCAAGAAUCACCAUCGGAUAGCUAACGCGAUCAAGGACAUCAAGGAGAAACUCCAGGAGGUAGCCGCUAGGCGUGAUAGGAACAAGAUCGAUGGUGUUGCUCCUAAUCCUACGGAAUCAGUUGCUAUCGAUCCUCGUCUCCGUGCAUUGUACACAGAAGCGGCGGAGCUCGUUGGCAUCUAUGGGAAGAGGGAUCAUGACCUCAUGAGUUUGCUGUCCUUGGAGACCGACGACGAUGCCUCUAACAAGAGACUGAAGAAGGUCUCCAUUGUUGGAUUUGGAGGGUUGGGCAAGACUACUCUUGCUAAAGCAGUAUACGAGAAGAUUAAAGGUGAUUUUGAUUGCCGGGUAUUUAGGGAUAUCCUCAUUGAACUCGGCAACUCUCAUUCAGAUCUUAUGAUACUUGAUGUGAAGCAGCUUAUUGACAAGCUUCGUGAUUACCUCGAGAACAAGAGGUACCUCGUCAUAAUUGAUGAUAUAUGGGAUGAAAGCUUCUGGAAAGACAUCAACAUUGCUUUCUCUAACAGGAACAAUCUAGGUAGUCGCCUAAUCACCACAACCCGCAUUCUCAAUGUCUCUGAAUCAUGUUCCUCGUCGGCCGAUGAUUCAAUAUAUCGAAUGGAACCACUUUCUACCGAUGACUCCAGAAGGCUCUUCUACAAAAGAAUAUUUCCCAGCGAGGGUGGAUGUCCAAAUGAAUUUGAACAAGUGUCUACAGAUAUUCUUAAGAAAUGUGGUGGAGUACCACUAGCCAUAAUUACUAUAGCUAGUGCUUUGGCUGGUGGCCAGAAGGUGAAAUCAAAGUACGAUUGGGAUAUACUGCUCCAGUCCCUUGGCUCUGGACUAACAGAAAAUAGCAGUUUAGAUGAGAUGCAGAGGAUAUUAUCUUUUAGCUAUUAUGAUCUACCGUCUCAUCUGAGAACUUGUCUACUAUACCUAUGUAUAUAUCCAGAAGAUAGCAUGAUUGAUAGAGAUAGACUGAUAUGGAAGUGGGUGGCCGAAGGAUUUGUCCACCAUGGAGAUCAACAUAGCAGCCUGUUUUUGCUCGGAUUAAAUUACUUCAACCAGCUCAUUAAUAGAAGUAUGAUCCAGCCAAUAUAUGAUGAUCUAGGCCAGUUACAUGCUUGCCGGGUACAUGAUAUGGUUCUUGAUCUUAUCUGCAACUUGUCACAUGAAGCAAAGUUUGUUAAUGAAUGGGAUGGUACCGGGGAUAGCAUGUCUUUUCAAGGCAAUGCUUGCCGUUUGUCUCUUCAAGAUAGAAAUAAAGAUCAGCAAGGCACACCUUUCAGAAAUUCCACGGGUAUAUCACGCGUGAGGUCCAUUACUGUCUUUACAUCUGCUAUUAAUAUCAUGCCAGCCCUGUCAAGGUUUGAAGUUCUGCGUGUACUUGAUUUGUCAGACUGUAAUCUUGGAAAAAGUAGCAGCCUGCAACAUAACCUCAAGGGUGUUGGACACCUAAUUCACCUGAGGUACCUUGGUCUAGCAGGUACUGGAAUCAGGGAACUCUCGGCUGAGAUAGGGAACCUGCAGUUUUUGGAGGUGUUGGAUAUUGGAACAAAUUAUGAGCUAAAAGAAUUGUCGUCCACUGUUUUUAAAUUGAGAAGAUUAAUCUACCUAAAUGUUUUUCUGUAUAUGUUGGCUCCAACUCCUGGUAUGUUGCAGAAUCUGACAUCCAUUGAAGUGUUGAGGGGGAUCGUGAUCUCUCUGAACAUUAUUGCACAAGAGCUUGGCAAGCUGGCAACGCUGAGGGAGCUUGGGAUUUGCUUCAAGGAUGGUAGUUUGGAUUUGUAUGAAGGUUUUGUGAAGUCUCUGUGCAACCUGCAUCAGAUCGGAAGUCUAAUUAUUUAUUGCAAUCCUGGAGAAACAUCUUUUGAAUUGAUGGAUUUCUUGGGAGAACACUGGGUGCCUCCUGUACAUCUCCGUAAAUUUGAGUCUUCAAUGCCCAGCCAAGUGUCUGCAAUGCGAGGGUGGAUAAAGUCGCAUCUCUCGAACCUCUCCGAGUUAAUCCUCUUGUCAGUGAAGGAAGUGCAGCAGGAGGACGUGGAAAUCAUUGGGGGGUUGCUGUCCCUUUGCCAUCUCAAGAUAAAGAGCACCCACCAAACACAACGGCUGCUAGUCAUCCGUGCAGAUGGGUUCCGCUGUAUGGUAGACUUUGACUUGGAUUACGGGUCAGCAUCGCAGAUAAGGAUUGAACCAGGAGCUUUGCCGAGGGCGGACGCAGUUGAGUUCAGUCUCGGAGUGCGGGUGGCGAAAGAGGAUGGUAAUUGUGGUUUCGACUUGGGCCUGCAGGGGAACCUGCUCUCCCUUCGGCGGUAUGUCUGUGUUCCUAUCUAUUGUGGUGGAGCGAGGGUUGGGGAGGCCAAGGAAGCGGAGGCUGUGGUGAGGCACGCGCUCGAAGCCCAUCCUAACCAUCCCAGGAUUUAUAUUACUAUGUACCCGGAUAUAGCAGAAGGUGCUCAUGAUGACGAUCUGUGCAAAGACUGGUGAUGAACUGAUUUCUGACGCAAAGCAACUAACAUUAUAUCAGAUGUGCUCUCGGUAGCAGUAGCAGGGGCGCGCAGGUUACUGCUGGUGGCAUCCGAGAUGUUUCGCAACCGUCGGGUGGGCGCCGGUUUAUGCAAAGAAUUGAGGUGUUAAUUGUGUGAUGAGCUUCUUUUAAAUGGCAUUCGCUUUCAGAAAGAGAAUGUUAGGUUUUUGUAAUAGACUAAGUAAAGGUGUUGGAGUGAGUUGAUCUCUUACAAGGAUAAUUUGUUUUAAAUGACAGUCGUUACUUUCAUUUGCAUGUUGUUACAUGGGAGGGCCAGCCCAUGUCAUGCUGGUGUUUUCUUCCCACUGAACCAGAGAAAUCUGAGGGUGUAUUAUUAUAUUUGUAAUGACUGAAAUUUGGGGCUCACCUGAGCUCCUUGAUUCAGAAAAAAGCUGCGCUUCAUUGCGAGAUUUGCUA
Molecule: messenger RNA, 3735 nt
Organism: Triticum dicoccoides
Lineage: Eukaryota; Viridiplantae; Streptophyta; Magnoliopsida; Poales; Poaceae
Product: disease resistance protein PIK6-NP-like
Exons: 7
Coding region: 450-3278 (942 amino acids)
Biological process (GO): defense response to other organism
Molecular function (GO): ADP binding
Source: RefSeq, a predicted model, not a curated record